GUGGACUUUUUUUUUCCUCUCUCUUUGGUAUUCUCUCCCUUUUCUAGGUAACUUCACUUUCAUUAAUAUUUUUCCCUUUUCUUAAAUUUUUCUCUUAUUAAUUACUUUGGCUGCUGUUUUUAUCAUUUAUAUUCUGCGGAUUAUAUACAGAAAGAAACCGGUCUUUUUCGUGUAUUUUCUGGAUUUGAAGUUCUAGUGAAGGAGAAAUGAUGUCAAGGAGGGCAACAUUCUGGUGUCAUACAUGCAGGGAGCCAAUCUUGCUUGCAGGGAGGGAUGCAGUUUGCCCUUACUGCGAUGGAGGAUUUGUGCAAGAAAUGCAUGAGAAUCGAGGACUUGCAUCGUCAUCACAGUUGGAAGAGUUUCAAGAUGAUCCUGAUAUUUUCGAUGCUAUACAUGCUGUUGUAAGUCAAAGAGGUUCUGUACCAAGAAUUGGGUUUAGAGAUGCUAUUGAUAGUUACAUGAGGCAGAGAAUGGAUGGAAGAACCACAAACUUUGAUGUCAGAAGGAGAUCUGUUUCUGGUUCUGUUCCUGAACAAACUUGGGGUGUUUUUAGUUCUUCUGGUCGUUAUUUAAUAUUUCAAGGUCAAACACCUACUUCUAGAGGUGAUCCUAGACGCUCUGAUUUUGGUGGCUACUUUAUGGAUCACGGACUAGAUGAACUUAUCGAACAACUCAAUACAAACGGUUGUGGUCCAGCCCCGGCCUCACGAUCUUCAAUUGAAGCAAUGCCUACCAUUAAGAUCACACAAGCACAUCUUCACUCCGAUUCACAUUGUCCAAUUUGUAUAGAAAGGUUUGAACUCGGUUCUAAGGCAAGGGAGAUGGCAUGUAAGCAUAUUUACCACUCGGACUGCAUUGUUCCUUGGUUAAUUCAGCAUAAUUCAUGUCCUGUAUGCCGUGUUGAGCUGCCGCCUCAUGGACGUGGUAGUCGAAACUGGGGAGGAAGGAAUGACAAUAGUACUGGUCAAAACAAUAAUGGCCGAGGAAGGAGAAAUCCAUUUUCCUUUUUGUGGCCAUUUCGUUCUUCCAAUUCAAAUACUAAUCAUUGAUCUGAGCCUGAGACUCUUCCUGGCAAGAAUACAGUGGAUGGACCUCUUAUUAUUAAAAGAUUAAUUUCUUCUCCUGGACAAGUAUAAAACUUGUGCUGUCAAACAAUGGCUGUAAUUUAAAUGAUGUGAAUAGAGUUUCUGAAUGUUUUACAUUGAACAUAUUUUAUUGGAUACAUAAUAAAACUUUGUAAGUCUCUGUAAAUGUAAUUUUCAUUUUUAAUUUUCAGCUAGUAUCUUAGAACCUUAA
Messenger RNA from Medicago truncatula (barrel medic), 1296 nucleotides. RefSeq names its product probable E3 ubiquitin-protein ligase RHC1A. The record is from RefSeq and is a predicted model, not a curated record. NCBI's taxonomy places the organism in Eukaryota, Viridiplantae, Streptophyta, Magnoliopsida, Fabales, Fabaceae. The coding region runs from base 207 to 1049 and encodes 280 amino acids. The transcript has 2 exons. Gene Ontology annotation, molecular function: ubiquitin protein ligase activity. Gene Ontology annotation, cellular component: cytoplasm. Gene Ontology annotation, biological process: protein ubiquitination.